GAAGAAAUGGCAGCGCAAGAUGGGAAGGGUCAGGUGGAUACGAAACGGCCGGAUAACACCUCGCGACUGAGAAGAGUUCGCGGAAUACAAUACCGCAGGAAAUUAUUUUGCAUCGAGCAACUCUAUGGUUGGCGAGGCAUGGAUACGGGAUAUUACGGAUCAGAAAGCGCAGACGAAUUCUCGGAUCCCGAACCAUCAGAACCCGAAGCGCAGGAACAAGAAAAGGAGGCACCAACAGAACCGGAAAAGGUUGCCUGA
This is a messenger RNA of Gongylonema pulchrum, 258 nucleotides long. NCBI's taxonomy places the organism in Eukaryota, Metazoa, Nematoda, Chromadorea, Rhabditida, Gongylonematidae. The record is from the annotation of a GenBank genome assembly.